Molecule: messenger RNA, 1806 nt
Organism: Lolium rigidum
Lineage: Eukaryota; Viridiplantae; Streptophyta; Magnoliopsida; Poales; Poaceae
Product: probable glucan 1,3-beta-glucosidase A
Exons: 10
Coding region: 116-1690 (524 amino acids)
Biological process (GO): establishment or maintenance of cell polarity; cell migration; carbohydrate metabolic process
Cellular component (GO): cytoplasm; actin cytoskeleton
Molecular function (GO): hydrolase activity, hydrolyzing O-glycosyl compounds; actin filament binding
Source: RefSeq, a predicted model, not a curated record
UCCUGCCACCGGUGGGCUUGGAAUCUCCCGUCGCUUUCGCCCUAUACAAGCUACUCCUCCUCCUCCUCCCCUGCCCCAGCCCUUGCGCGCACCAUCUGCUCGAUGCAUUGCCCGCAUGGGUCUCCCACACACUGCUGUCCUGAUCUUUGGCUUACUUUGGGUGCUCCAGCUGUCACACUCGUCAUCAGACAACGACUUCACCAAGGUCAGGGCGGUGAACCUGGGAGGCUGGUUGGUCGUCGAGGGGUGGAUCAAGCCUUCCCUGUUUGAUGGCAUCCCGAAUGGGGACAUGCUGGAUGGCACGCAGGUGCAGCUCAAGUCUGUUGCACUCCAGAAAUACGUGAGUGCAGCUGGUGGUGGUGGCGGGAGCGUGGCUGUGGAUCAGGAUGCUGCUUCAUCAUGGGAGACUUUCAAGCUAUGGAGAGUUUCUGACAGUGAAUUUCAAUUCCGGAGCUUGAGCGGCCAGUUCUUAACAAGAAGUAAUGAUGAUGUAAUCUCAGCAACUACAGAUUCACCAGGAGACUCGGAAACAUUUUUUAUUGAAAGGAAUAAUUCAUUGCUUCAUAUCAAACUUUUAAAUGGGAGCUAUUUGCAGGUCACAAACAAUAAUCAGCUUACUUCGAAUUAUCGUUCCCAACCAGGAUGGGGUGAUGACAUGGCAACAUUUGAAAUGACAAUAGUUGCCAACUACUUGCAUGGAGAUUACCAGCUUGCUAAUGGGUAUGGACCUGUGCAGGCAAAAUCUGUGUUGACGGAACACCGAAAGAACUUUGUUACUGUAAAAGAUUUCCAUCUCCUGUCACAAAGCAAAAUAAAUGCAGUCAGGAUUCCAGUUGGAUGGUGGAUUGCAUAUGAUCCUGAUCCACCUGCUCCAUUUGUCGGUGGCUCCCUCGAUAACCUUGAUAGAGCAUUCCACUGGGCACAGAUUUUUGGUUUAAAGUGCAUCAUCGAUCUUCAUGCGGCUCCUGGAUCUCAAAACGGAAUGGAACACAGUGCUAGCAGGGAUGGUUCAGUAGAUUGGCCUUCAGAGGCUAACAUACAAAAAUCAUUGGAUGUCAUUAAUUUUUUAGCUCAAAGGUAUGCAGACAAUCCCUCUCUCCUAGGUAUUGAGCUUCUCAAUGAGCCUUCCGCAGGAGGAGUCCCACUAGACAUUCUAGUUUCGUAUUACAAAAGAGGAUACAAAAUUGUACGAAGUUAUUCAGAGACAGCUUAUGUUAUAUUCUGCCAGAGGAUCGGAAAUGCAGACCCAAUGGAGCUUUAUCAGGCUGAUCUGGGUCCAACUAACACUGUUGUGGACUUGCAUUACUACAAUCUGUUUGAUCCUUAUUAUGAGAAGCUUAAUGCAACAGAGAACAUACGGGUCGUUUACAAGAACAGACUGCCUCAAGUGCAGGCUUUGAAUAGUGCAAAUGGACCUCUUGUUUUCAUCGGAGAGUGGGUAAACGAAUGGAACGUGGCUAACGCUUCACAAGGUCAAUACCAAUUAUUUGGAAAAGCUCAAUUGGAGGUCUUCGGGGAAGCCUCCUUUGGCUGGUCUUAUUGGACAGUCAGGUGCAACAGUGUCCACUGGGAUUAUGGAUGGAACCUUAGAAAUAGGUAUCUUAUUAUUGGCAGUUCAACAUUGGGAAGGCCACACUACAUGAUUCUUGUGACAGGAUGCCUAGUGUAUCUUUUGUCUAUAUUAACAUGAUACAGUAAAACAUACAGCAAAAAAUAGUUUAAUACCCAUUUAGAAAAAGGAAGAUGUCUGAUAGUGUCUCUCUAAUUUUGAGGAAUUUAUUCGUUCACACAAGUUGAAGUAAAGAG